AUGAACAGAAUCCGCGCCGUGAGCUUGAUCGUCCAGUUCGACUACGUCAACUUGUCAGCAGAAGCCUUGGGCAUAAUUCGGGGUUGGGCGCACCUAUGGAGGGGAUAUUCUGAACGGCCUGUUGGUGGAAGGGCAUGCAAGCUGUCGACGGACUUCCGGGCGCUCGGCGAGUUGAACAUUGUUGUCGACACUGGCCGCCGUUGGCGAUCGCAGGACUAUGAAGGAAGCACCAACAACGCUGGUGUUGACGGCUGGAGCUUGGGAACUAUCGGCAUAUCAUCGCAGGGUACUGAGAAUAUUGAUCUGGAGUUUCUGGGGAUGCUCUGGGAUGGUUUCGGGUUGCGAAUGGCCAAUGUCAAACGGAGAAACUGA
Clonostachys solani is the source of this 372-nucleotide messenger RNA. The record is from the annotation of a GenBank genome assembly. NCBI's taxonomy places the organism in Eukaryota, Fungi, Ascomycota, Sordariomycetes, Hypocreales, Bionectriaceae.